This is a messenger RNA of Amoebophrya sp. A25, 1947 nucleotides long. Lineage: Eukaryota; Dinophyceae; Syndiniales; Amoebophryaceae. The record is from the annotation of a GenBank genome assembly.
CACCGAGAAAACUUCCAUAGUUUGUGAUCGUGAUUGUACUUUCAUGAAACAGGAGGAGGGGAGAUGAGAGGCGGAGUUGGUAUUAGUAAAUAUGAGCCCGUAGAAGAUGAUGAUCUUCAUUACCAAAACAGUUUAGAUAGGAAAAGAAGAAGAAGAGCUAUGGUGGAUGAUCCUGCUGUCGUCGGCGUUUCCGAACGCGCUGUAGUCGCUGAGACAGAUGCGGCGUUUCGAUAUCUGCUGCAUUACAAGCCGCGCCUCGUUCUCACCUCAAGGCCGCCUCGAAAGAAAAAUAUACCGACGUCGUUAGUGGAAGGAGGACCACGACAUGAUGCAGAAAAUGGACGUGGCAAGGCGUUUGAUCGUUCUACUUCUAACAGCGACCCAUACCGGUUCUUUCCGAAGGCCGGUAAAUAUUUUGCUGGAGGUAAUGAAGACUCCAAUGGUGGAAGAAGUGAAGAAUCCGGCUCUGGAGUGCCGCUCAUUUCCGACUUGCUCCAAGCGGCUGCGAAAGAACAACUACAUCUGAGAUCCAGCGGCAAGAACGAUUUGGAUUCGGUCGCACCUGUGGGGCGUCUCGACCUGGACUCUGAAGGUCUGAUCCUUCUAACCGAUGAUAGACGACUAAGCACAGUGGUCACAUCGCCAAGCUACGGACACAGUAAAGUCUACAGGGUUAUGGGUAAAGCCAAACGAUGCGUUAACCACUCCCCAUUGAAUCGAGAUGCGAUAGAUGGAGGAUCAGAUAAUCUCGCGGUUGGUAGUGUCGUUGCCAAAAAAAGGGCUCGAGAGGCGGUUGCGAAACUUGAUCGAGCAUUGUCUCUCUCAGAAGAUGAGCAGCCUGCUUGCCUUAUAACACAGCGAGAGUCGUCGAGUUUUUGCGCUGUGCGAAGACCCAUCGUUCGUGUCAUGGACGCUGAGUACGUACCUGCGAAUAUAUUCGUGCGACGGUUUUUCAACGAAAAAAGUGCAUCGCAGACUCGCUGUUCGACGACACCUGAUAUUUCUCGCGGCGAGCCCAAUGCCUUAACGCCUAGUAGCACCUUGAACUGUAAAGUUCUUGAACACCAGCCUGAGACCACGACUAGACUGGACUCGCCGACGCACGACACAGCUACCUUCUUGUCAACGCCGUCAACUACGUGUUCCUCAUCGCAAUCAACAUCGCCGGUUGUAGAGGGGGAGCGCCAACGGGAAACUUCCUGUCCAAAAGACGUGCUGGUGGCGGUUUUUGAGGUGACUUUGUUCAGUGGCAAGAAGCACGAGGUGCGCCGGUUGCUAAGAGAUUGCGGAUUUCAGACCCUGACGCUCCAGCGCGUUGAGGUCUGUGGUAUAGGCCGCGACGCAAUUGCACAGAUCGAAACGGUGCAAGACGCCUUGACGCGGUAUCGUGAAGACACGCAGGGCGUACAGAAUGCGCCGUGGUGUAGAGCAUUGCGAUACAAUGACUAUGAACGUCUCACUACAAAGAUAUUACCAGAAGGCUUCGAUCGUAGUAUCAGCUGCAGUAGUUUGAAGUCAAGGGAAGAUUACCGUUGGUUCACUUCAACACCGCGACGGCCGAACCAAACAGAAGAGACGAACCCCACAGUGCUCGAACCCGGUCAGUUCCGGCACCUGGAAUCAUGGGAGGUCGCGCGCAUCUUAGAACACUGUCAUCCGGUUGUAUCUCGAGGGAAGUAGCCUCUACAUUCCGCGUAGCUUCUUAUUUCUAUCCUCCUAAAAACUUAAACGGGCACUGCAGUUUCUUCACAAAUCACGUGCGCAGUUUGUACGGCGAUUGAACAGCAGCAAACGUAUUUUGUGCACUGUCGAAGACUUCUUCCCCAUUCACAUCAACAAAUCAACCGAUCCCACACCCAAGCGCAAAUCGUGCAUGCUUUUUUCCUGACCCUUGUAAAUGUAAGUAAAAAGUGGUAGAAGAAGAUGCUGGUAACAAUGCUAGCGAAG